Molecule: messenger RNA, 1173 nt
Organism: Stereum hirsutum FP-91666 SS1
Lineage: Eukaryota; Fungi; Basidiomycota; Agaricomycetes; Russulales; Stereaceae
Gene: Short-MNP2
Product: manganese peroxidase
Exons: 11
Coding region: 100-1173 (357 amino acids)
Biological process (GO): hydrogen peroxide catabolic process; cellular response to oxidative stress; response to reactive oxygen species
Molecular function (GO): heme binding; peroxidase activity
Source: RefSeq, a predicted model, not a curated record
CGCGCUAUUGGAGUACUUUCUAUUGCUCGAGAGCUAUAAAGACUAGCCCGCUGCGAGCUGAAGUUCGAUAAGACACUCCAGUCUCCACUCGGUACUUCAAUGGCUUUCGCUCAACUCUCAACUCUCAUCGCUCUUGUCUUCGGCGCCGCCCAGUUCGUCGCGGCUGCUCCACCCAGGAAGAUUAGGUGUGCUGACGGAAACGUCACAUCCAACGCUGUCUGUUGUCAGUUGUUCCCCGUCGUUGCAAACCUACAAGAGAACUUGUUCGACGGUGCUCAAUGUGGUGAAGAGGCGCACUCUGCUCUCCGCCUCUCCUUCCACGAUGCCAUCGGGUUCUCGAUCCACGGCGGCAAGGGUGGAGGUGCUGAUGGUUCCAUCUUAGCUUUCAACGACACCGAGCUGCAAUUCCACGCCAACGGUGGUAUUGACGACAUCGUCGCCGGCCAGUUCCCGGUGUUCCAGACAACCAACCUCUCCCCAGGUGACUUCGUCCACCUCGCUGCCGCGGUCGGUACUGCGAACUGCCCUGGUGCUCCUCAGCUCGAAUUCUUCUUCGGGCGCCCUCCCCCCAAGGCACCCGCUCCCGAUCUCACUGUCCCCGAACCCACCGACUCCGUCGACGCUAUCAUUGAGAGGUUCGCAGAUGCUGGCUUCGCCCCAGACGAGAUUGUCGCUCUUCUGUCGUCUCACACUGUUGCUGCUGCCGAUGUCGUUGAUGUGACAAUCCCUGGAACUCCCUUCGACUCGACACCCUUCACCUUCGACACACAGAUCUUCGUUGAGACCUUGUUGGUUGGUACGCUGUUCCCAGGAAACGGCUCCCAGUCCGGUGAAGUAUUGUCCCCCAUUCCCGGAGAGAUGCGUCUUCAGAGUGACUUCGAACUCGCCCGUGACCCAAGGACCGCCUGUCUUUGGCAGGCCAUGAUCAACGACCAGACUCGCAUGCAGACGCAAUUCAAGGCCGCCAUGGCCAAGCUCGAAGUCCUCGGCCAGAGAAACCUUGUAGACUGCUCUGAUGUCGUCCCCGUUCCCCCUCCCUUCAGAGGCCAGGCCAUGUUCCCCGCCACGUUCUCCCGCAGGGAUAUUCAGCAGGCUUGCCAGGCGACUCCCUUCCCCACCCUUGAGACCAUCCCGGGUCCCGAGACCUCCGUACCCCCCGUUCCCGGCUCUUAA